Molecule: messenger RNA, 13131 nt
Organism: Anastrepha obliqua
Lineage: Eukaryota; Metazoa; Arthropoda; Insecta; Diptera; Tephritidae
Gene: zormin
Product: muscle M-line assembly protein unc-89
Exons: 18
Coding region: 737-12586 (3949 amino acids)
Biological process (GO): synapse organization; homophilic cell-cell adhesion
Cellular component (GO): neuronal cell body; axon; plasma membrane
Molecular function (GO): protein binding; axon guidance receptor activity
Source: RefSeq, a predicted model, not a curated record
GUGCGAAAGUCAGCAAAAGUGGUAUUGCCUUUAGAGCUUUUCGCUGCCAAAGUCGACGUAGCAGUUGAUUGCGCUGCCGGCCGACAAUGGCAAAGUCAAUUGCACAAAUUCAUUGAGCUGUUCCGCGACUGCGUUGGGGAGCUGACUGGUUAGGUGAUCGUGCUGGGACGCAACGCACAUCAGUCUCGUCAGUGAAUCGCGUGUGUGCAGUACGCGAAUGGGGUAUCGUGCGCCGGCUAACAAAAUACAAACUUGCUUUUACAAUUAGAACAACAAAAAAAUAGCAAAUUCAUUUUUUUUAUUUUUUUUAAUUAAAUUGGCGAAUUAAUUUUAUUUAUGGUUAUUUAAUACAACUUUGGAAAAAACUUGCAUAAUUAAAAAUCGAAUAAAAGGCGCACUUCCGGGCAUUUUAAUGCGGACUACAGUAACAGAACUACAUUUUUUUCGCUCAAAUACGUUGAAAUUUUUUAGAAAAACGUAGACCAACAUAAUAAAAAAAGCAAAUCGAUAAUAGAAAAGCAUAUUAAAUUAAACAAAACAACAAUAAUAGCAAGAAAUUAGCAAAGUCGCAGCACAUAGCAAAAGAAAUCGCUCCCACUAGCAAAAGAAAGAAAACGGCAACAACAAAAAAGAAAGCACACACACAAUUGCGGUUUAUAAAGCACCCCAGUAACAAAAACGGGGCAACAGCUGUCAUCAGUGCUACCAUAAAACUAAAUUAAAAAUCAAACAAAUCAUGGAACGCCAUCGCACAUUGGACUCAUCGAUGUCGUCAUUGUACUCCGGCUCGAAUAUCUCGAAUACAACAUCCGCACAUCGGCAGCAGCAUGACAAUUAUAAUUACCCCGCCCUAUCGUCGUCCGCCUCACCGACGCCCAGCACCAGUGGUGGUGGCGGUGGUGGUGGUGGCGCUAGUCUUGGCUUAUUGACCGGCGCUUCUAGCACCAAUGCCAUAGCGACUACUGGUGGCAGUAACACAACAAAUGCAACAACUGGCCAUGCAUCGGACAUGAGCAUAUGCAGUGGCGACGAUGGUGCCAGCGUUGGAUUGCGUGCCACCACAAUCGGUUCAGUGGUGGUGCGUUGUGGACCCAUACAGUUGGUGAUCGCGUUACUGCAAAGUCCGGAAAAAUUAUAUAUUAAGGUAGUUGAAUUAGAGCCAAAGAUCACAACACUAGGCACGAACCUUGAUGAGUCCAUACGCUUGCAGAGGGACCACGAUGAGACUCUUAGGAAUAUACAGAAUCUGCCCGGCCCGAUGGACGAAUUUGUGCAAAAGGCUGACAAACUGCUCACCAGCAAGCGUAUCAGUUCCGAGCUAGUCAAUGCCAUGGCCGAUACGCUGAACAUUAUUUGGCAAGAUAUUUUGCACCUGUUGCAAGACCGUCAACACAUACUUCAUCUCGCCACACAAUUUCACGAAAAAAUGGUGCAGUGUCAGCGGCGUAUGGAUCAGUUGGAAGUGGCCUGUAUCGAUACAAUGCUGCCCAUAGAAGUGGCGGCCGUGCAGGAGUUCCUCAACAAAUUUAAGCAGCUGCGUAUCGACAUGCUCACCGCGGUUAUGGCAGCGCUCAAAGAUGGCAACGAACUACUGUCACAGCUAAAGGAACUUGUCAAUCUGGAAACGUUAGAUACGCGGCCAGAGCAUAUCAAGCGAGACGCCACACGCGCCGUUCAUCAAGUACAGCAUUGGCUGGAGGCGUUACACGAUCGCCGUAAUGCGCUGGAGAGCGCGUGGCAAACGCGCAAAACGCAAUUGGAACAUUGUCUCACAUUAGCGUUGCUCGGCCGUGAACUGGACGAAGUGGAAACAGCAUUACGACAGCAGCGCAACGAAAUCGAUAGCCUCUUUAGUCUGGGCGAGUGCGAACAUACGGCAAAUAAUGCACUGCACAACUAUCGUGAAUGGAAGCAGCAUGCUUUGCAGCUACGUGAUCGCGCACUCAAGAUCACACGCGCCAAAGAGAAGCUGCAGGCAUCGGGCACCUUUACUGGUGAUGAGGCAUGCGCACGCGCCUAUAAUGUGCUGAGUGCGUGCACUGAACAUUUGGACCUCGUCGAUCAACGUGAACAUUGGCUGCAGCAGUCACGUGAUUUCUUCGCCAAGGCCGAGAACACACUUAGCGUGCUCGAGAAACUUGAAGUGGAACUGACGAACGUGCGAUUGCCUCCUAAUUCACCGGAGAGUUUUGCAAUGUACUCGAAGGUGGCGCGUGAUGUGCGCAGCUUUACCGAAGAACCGCUACGCUUGGGCUAUAGUAUAUUGGAUGAGGUAGGCCGUACGCAGCCCGAAACUCAGGGCGUAAAACGUGUGCUCGAUGAGAUCGAGAAUCGUAAAACGUACAUCGAAAGCGUAUGUUCGACAAGCAACCAAGAUCACCAACGCGUGCAGAAAGCACUUUCGGACUUUCUCGCACAGUACAAUGAUUUACUCAAUUGGUUAAUGACGUCUGGCCAAUUGUAUUUGAAACAGCAUGUGGACAUGGGCAGCACAUUACAACAGUGCAAACAGUUUUUACUACAACAUCAUGAGCUUAUGCAGGAUCUGGAGGUAAGUCUAAGUAUUCAUAUCCAUGAAAAACUAAGAUUAAAAAACGAAUAUCUCAUUUUCCAGAUAAAAGGGGAGCUUAUAAAUCUACUACUCGAAUCGAUUAAGGCACAUUUGGAGUCGUUGAGUCCGCAACAACGUUACGAUGUGGACUCAAAGGCUGAGGCGCUUCACAAGCACUGGAUCGAGCUUAAAGAUUUGGUGCUGAAACGUGUCGAUUAUGUUUCGUUGCUUAUCGAAUUCUUUGAGAAAGCAAAUGAGUUAGCUAGUCAGCUGGAUAACUUGGAUAAGCAGCUAAAACAAACACCAGAUGAGCAGAAGCUGCAGUUUCUGCAAGAGAAUUGGAAGCAUAUACGUGCCGACUAUGCAGAUCUUAAAAGUUUGGGAACGCGAUUUAUCACCUUGAAAAUUGUGGACCCGUACCUAGAGACAAAAUCCUCAGUAGCGGCAGUCGAAGAUAUCCUCAACGGUUUCAGUAAGCGCCAAGUCGAUGUAACAACCAGUCUAGACAAUUGGACAACGCAGAUUGCGGAGAAACGUGAAGUUGAAAUCAUACUGGAGAAAAUCAUGAGUGACAAUGAGGAGACCGCCACGAAGACGACCCAAGUAGAUACACAGUUGUAUCCGGUUUUCACUUCACUAUCCGUUGAUGCGCGCCAACUGCACUCAAUCACCAGCGAUAAGCUCACCCAUGUCCUGCAGGAUAUUGACAAAGCUCAGGAUGAGCUACAACAUCGCAUACACACCACACUCGGCAUACAAACGAAAAAUUCUGAGUCGUUGCAGAAAAUCGAGCAGGUCAUUAGCAAUUUGCGUUCAUUAAAAUCUAAAUUGGAUGGCAUACGUUACGAUUAUAAAACGUUGCUGGAGAAUAUCCUGAAAUUCUUGAUGGAGAUAAUCGAACUGCGCCACAGCAUCGAUGACUUUUUCGUGAAACAAAAGCAACAGCAACAGCAGUUGGGUGGCGUUGAGGUAGCGGACAUUGAACACACAAUUGUCGAGCACGAGAAAUUCCGUGAUGGUUGCAUGGAUAAAUUUAGAUCGUUAAUCACACAAUCCGAGCUGCUGAUCGAUCGAGUGCGUGCACUGGAACCGCCCGGUGCACGAGAAAUCGACACCGAUCGCAUUCUCAAGUUGCUGGAGAAUUUGCGCAUUCAUUUCGAGGCGAACAACAGCGAGAGAAUGUCGCGUCUAGAGCGACUCGGUAAGCUGGAACAAUUCAAAACGGAUUUGUGCGAUAUUAAUCGCAGUCUGGAUAGUGUCAGCAAACAAUUGAAUGAAAUCAAUGGACAAAGUGUUGAUAGCUUGGCGGCGGCGAAGACCACUUCGUUAGCGUUUGAGUAUUUUGAGCGAACCAUUGAGCUGCUUGAGAAGCGCAUUGAAAAGUUCACCGAUAAUACUACUCAGCAGUUGUUAAUCACGAAUCCCGAAAGUGAGUCAUAUGUUCGCGAAGAACUUCAAAAGCUCAACGAGAAAUGGCGCAAUUUCAAAGAUCAAGUGAGAAACAAACGCAAAUCACUCGAUCAGGCAGCCGAAUUCUUCGAAAUGGUGGAAAAAAUCGACGCCGAAUACCGCGAAAUAAACUAUUUUUACAACAGUGUGUCCAACAAGAUCACUUAUCUGCGCGAUCCUGUCGAAGCCUCGAAUCUAGUCAAUGAUAUCGAAAAGUAUGUGGUCGCUCGUGAGGGUCCACUGCUGGGAAAACUCGAAAAUGCUGCACAAUGUGCGCACGAUAUGAACAAAGUUUCUACGCUGUACAAUGACGUACACAGCAUUUUCCAAGCUUUCAUGAAACUCAAAUCCGAUAUUAAUGUCGUACAGGAACGCCUUAAGAAUGAGGAACGUUUGCGUGAACAGCGUGAGAAGGAGGCACGCGAGCAGGCUGAGCGUGAGCGUGCUGCUCGCGAGGCAGAGGCCAAAGAGCGUGCUGCACGCGAGGCGGAGGAACGUGAGCAAGCCGCACGAGAGUUGGCUGCUCGAGAAAAGGCUCUACGGGAUGAAGAGGCGCGCUUACAGGCCAUUCGUGAGCAGGCGAUGCGUGAGCAAGCAGCUCGUGAACAGGCUGCCCGCGAAGAAGAAGUGCGUUUACAGGCACUGCGCGAACAAACACAACGCGAUGAAGAAGCACGUCUGCAUGCAUUGCGGGAACAAGCUAGGCGCGAGGAAGAGACACGAUUGGAGACGCUGCGUAUUGAAGAGACUCGCCUACAACUGCUACGCGAGCAGACCAAGCGUGAAGAAGAGGCACGCCUACAGGCGAUACGUGAACAGGUGGCGCGCGAUGAAGAAGUGCGAUUGCAAGCGUUACGUGAGCAAACAGUGCGCGAAGAGGAAGCGCGCUUGCAAGCGCUGCGGGAACAAGCAAACCGCGAAGAGCAGAAACGGUUGUUAGAGUUGCGUGAGCAGGCCACCCGCGAAGAGGAGGCGCGCCUGCAAACGCUUCGGGAACAAGCAAAUCGUGAAGAGGAGAAGCGUUUGUUAGCGUUACGUGAAGAGGAAGCGCGUCUGCAGGCGCUACGUGAACAAACGAAACGUGAGGAGGCUGUACGCUUACAAAGCGUACGCGAUCAAAUCGAUCAUCAACGCAUUGUCACCGAAAAUAUACGCAAAGACAUACAGGUGAAUGAAAUCUUCACAGAAAUCAAAUACGUAUCGCCACGUUUCAACCGUCUGCUCAAAGAUGCGAUCACACGUGAGGGAGACAAAUUUACCUUCGAAUGUGAGGUCACCGGAAAUCCUGAGCCAACUGUCGAGUGGUUCAAAGACGGUAUAUCUAUACAGAAUAAUCCUGAUUACAAAACCACUUACGAUCGUGGUGUCUGCCGUUUGGUGAUCGAGGAGACUUUUACAGCCGAUUCGGCGCGCUUCAGUUGCCAUGCUUCGAAUUUGGUGGGCAGCACUGAUACCAGCGCUAACUUAUCGGUGCGUGAAAAUGCCAUAGAGAUGCAAAUGGUGCCGCCACGAGUCAUACGUUACCUCGAGAGUGGCAAGGCAACGGAAGGCAGUACGUUUGAAUUCUUGUGCGUUGUUAGUGGUAAUCCGUUGCCCACCGUACAAUGGUAUAAAAACGACAAAUGUAUCGAUGAUUCACCCGAUUACGUUAUCAAUUAUAAUAAUGGCGAGGCUACAUUGCGGUUUGAGGAGGUUUUCCUGGAAGACGACGCUGUCUAUACGUGCAGUGCCUCAAAUCCUGCCGGAAUCGAACAUUGUUCAGCGAGCUUGAUUGUGGAGCCUCUGGAACCAACAGAAGUGCCACAUUUCAAAAUUCCUCUCACCAAUGCCAUGGCUCGGGUUGGUCAAAAAAUAAAGCUUGAAGCGCUAAUCGGUGGCAUCCCACGUCCUGAUAUUUUUUGGAUGCAUAACGGAAAACCAUAUGUCCCGCGAGAUAGCAAAUAUGAGUACGGCCGCGCAACGCUCAUAAUCCCCCAAGCAUACCCCAACGACGCCGGAGUGUAUGUGUUAACAGCCAAGAAUCUAGCAGGCGAGGUAUACAGUUCGUGUAACGUUAUCGUAAAAGGACGUCUUCCGAACGAGACAUCGGAUUCAGAGUUGGCUUCCGAUAUGGAACCUAUAAAACCAUCGGUACAAUUGCCACUCAAAGAUGUAUCGAUAUUCGAAGGUAAACCGGUACGUUUGGAUUGUAUUAUUGUUGGCCAACCGGAACCCGAAGUUAUCUGGUAUCAUAAUGAGCGCCCAGUUAAAGAAUCAGCUGAUGUACAGUUGCUCUUUCAAGGUGAUCGUUGCUCGUUGAUUAUACAGGAAGUGUACCAAGAGGAUGCGGGUAACUAUAAGGUGGUCGCCAUCAAUUCAGCUGGUGAAGCGUCGAGCAGUUGUGAGCUCAAAGUCACGCCAUUGAAUAUUGCCGAGCCAGCGACACGCGCCCAGUCCGAGCGUCAGUCGGUGCCGAAGGAAACACUGCCGAAAUUCGAUAAAUUCCUUACUGACGUACUAGCAGAUGAGGGUGAAACGGUUGAAAUGGAAGUGAUUGUUAGCGGUGAUCAACCAUUUACUGCCAAAUGGUAUCUGGCCAAUAAAGAGUUGCAUGAAAAUGAACGUAUUUCGACAAGCGGCAAUCUUGCUUCGGGUGCGUUCAAACUGACUCUAAGAAAUGUGGUUGCCGAUGAUAGGGGCGUGUACACUGUGAAAGUAUCAAAUAACGCUGGCGAUGCUAAAUGUUUCUCACAACUAAAUAUAAAAAGUGUAAAUGCACCUGAUCAUCAACGCAACCAGCAAGUGGAGCCUGUUGAGAAGUUAACUUGUCCCGAGUUCAAAGAACUCUUCUCGGACAAGCAAGCUUACACUGAUGACAUGGUCAAGUUUGAGUGCAUCGUGAAGGGCAAACCCACGCCCAAAGUACAUUGGUGCUUCAACGAUCAGCCUGUGCAUGGGCAUAACUUCUUGGUGUCGACAAGCGGAGACCGACAAGUGCUAACCAUACAGAAAGCCAGCAUUGAUACGGUUGGUAAAAUCAGCUGUAUAGCAGAGAACGAAAUAGGAAAAGCAACCUGUGUUGCUUUCUUGAAUCUACUUGGUGCAGACAUGCAGCUAAUGCCUGCCACUAGUGAUCUGCAGACCUCCACACAGGAACACAAUACGGAAUCGUCGCGUGUCACCAUCAACAAGAAAACCUUCACAACCACAUCUACGUCACAAAUUAGCUCUUUUGAAGGUAAUAUGCCACAAACAGAGAUACAUCAUUCCUCGGCGCAUAUCGAUCAAUCGCUAAAACAGCUGGGAACACAGCAACCGGAACUGGUCGAAACACAUCACUACCAGGAAUUGCACAAAAGCAAAGAAAUGCCAAUACCAAAUAUCCAACAAAAAUCGUUUACAUUGGUGCAAUCUGCAGGCACCGGAUCAGGCCAGUCCACUAUUGCCAGUAUGACUGGUGUAUCGGUGCCUGAAUCACCAACGCGCCUACGUAAGCAAAUAGCGCCUCGUUUCACCAUGCCACUGACGGGUAGAAUUGUGGAUCAAGGUACAGAUGUGUCAAUGGAGGCGAUCUACGAUGGUUUUCCCUCGCCCGAAAUCAAAGUGGUCAAGAAUGGCGAACAACUAUUCGAUAACCAACGAUUGAAGAUCGAAAAUCGCUGCAAUCGUGUCAGCAUUGAGUUGAAGCAAGUGGGUGUGGCAGAUGCGGGACGAUAUGCAAUCACCGCCACAAAUACCAUGGGACAAUCAACGAGCACUGCCGAUUUAGUCGUGAAGAAAACCAUUUUCCCACCCGUCUUCGGUCGACGUCUACAGGCACAAGUGGUAAAAAGGGGUGAGAAGAUUAUAAUGGAAGUUGAAGUAACCGGUUUGCCAGAACCAACAGUGGUAUGGAUGAAGGAUGAUAAGCCAAUCGAAGAAGCGAAUGUAUCACAACACCGUCUGCUCUCGCAAGGCAACUCCUACAAACUAAUCAUCGAGAAGGGAGUGCCUAGUGAUUCAGGCAAAUAUAUGGUGAAGGCCACUAAUGCCGGUGGCGAAGCGAAAAGCAUUGCCGAUUGUGCGAUACUUGAACCAUCGCCCGAACGCCUGCAGGAGGUCGUGAAGACCAUAGUCUACGAAACACCAAGCAGUUUGAAAACCGAAACCUUCACACAAGAGCCACCGUCCUUCCAAACAACACAAACCGAUAUUUCAACUGCAUCCGAUUUGCAUGGUUUAUCUGAGUCGAAAAUAGUAACUGAGCAUCGUUGCACUACCGAGGCAACAAUGCGUCUAGAACACAAGCAAGCGUACUUAGAUUUGCCCGAAUUAUCUGAACGCCCGAAGACACCAACAGCUGCCACAAUUAUUAGCACCAACACGGAUCUGCCCGACUGGCAACAUCUUAAAUCGGUGUCGACCAAUACAGACGCCACACGCUCCAAGACCGGUUCCACACAAACACCACCGCAAGUGCCUCCCAAACCUCAUUCGGCCUUUAAUAUCACUGAUCAACCACCGCCACCAACACAAUCACCCCAACAACUACAUUUCCAACCUACAUCGACACCGACCGGCACAGAACCCCAUAGCUUCAAAGUCGAUGCUCCAACAUUGGCAUCAACCACUAUGACAUCAACAUCGAAAUACGAAAGCACAACCAAUGAGAAAAAAUCCUCAUCUUUUGAAUUCUUCAAGAAAAUUGAAAGCCAGGGUGGUAUGCAACCAACGCAACCUGGAGAAAAAUAUCAGAAGCAAGAGGUUUAUGCAACGAACAAGCGAACUAUGCCACUAGUUAUCUCAAGGCCAAGCGGAGCGACGCAGACAGCAUCGCUCACAAACACGCUCGAAGCAGAUCUCAAAAAUUUAAAUCUUAUACCCGGCUCGCCACCGGAAAUCUGUUUUGUGCCGAAAUUGGACACAAGCAGCGGAAAGCCACAAAUGAUCAAUGAACGCAUAAAAAUAUUGGAAGCCUCUCAACAAUCUCCCAAAGAGGCCCCGGUAGGUGGAGUACGUACUCUACCUGUUGCUCCAAUCACGCAAACACUUAAGCAUGAGACAACGCUAACGAAGGAGGUAAAGGUCGAGUAUGGCCAACCGAUUAUGCGUCCAGCGGCUACACUGCCAGCCCCGCAACAGUACACACGUUCACCUUCACCUUCACCUAAACCUUCGGCAGAGGGUGUUGCUAUGUCGAAAUUGUGGACACCAAAUCAUUUGAGUGGUUAUGAGAGUUGCACCAGUGAUAUCGAACAAACUUAUAAAACCAAAUCGGAGAUAGAUUCGAAGGAAGAAAAGCAUGAGAUCAAGGUACAAAAAGUACCAACGCCGGCUCCGGAUCUAAGUGCGCCAUUCCUCGUGAAGGAGGUAAGCAAAGUCAUUACAAUACCAACGUCACCUCAACGAGAAAGAACGCCAUUAGAUGAUGUAAAUUUGGUGCCUGGUUCGACGCCAGAAAUUUGUUUUGCGCCAAAGCCAGAGGUGCGGCGCCAAUCAUUGGUUGAGAAAAUGGAAAAAACUUUAGAACAGAAUCUGCAAAAAGGACCUACAAAGGUGCUGCCAAUGUCCGUGCCCACGCUCACGCCUGUAACAAUACCACAAGCAACAAAACCAACAACUACCUACAAACCACCACCGCCAGUUUUACCAACAAAACUAAACGUUGGGCAGCCCUAUGAGAGCGAUUACGAAAGUGAUCGUUGGAAGUAUAGUGGAAGUGAAUCUGAUGAAGCCUCUUUCCGGCCAGUUGGAAAGAGUAUUACCGAUGGUGUAACUAGCAUACCGAGUGUACCUGCCACUCACCACACAUUAAAGACCAGUGGUUAUGCAGCAGAUACCGAAGAAAUUUCUAGCUACCGCAAAAUGGAAUCCACACAGCAGGAAAGUCGUUCAUUUUACGAAUCAUCGCUCAGCACCAAAACUUCUCAUCAGACGCCACUUGCGCCUGAAGCGUUAAAGGCUUCAGUAUUCAAAGCGCCUACUCAGCCACAAUAUGUACCACAACCACAACCAGCACCAACUAUAAUCACACCACAACCGAUCUUUCAACAGCCACCGUUGGAGAAGCAACCACCCGCUCAACUUUACUAUACAAGCAAGCAAGAAGGUGGCCACGAGAAGCAAGAGUACUCGGACAAAAAUGAGUACAGACGCGAGGAGAAGGAUUAUAAAUCCAUGUCGAGUAUGAGCAGCAGCUACUACAAUGCCUCCAAUAUUAGCAAUAUCAGCAAUGUGAGCGCACCAAAAUACCAACCCUCACCAGUGAAGACGCCGACACCCGCACCCAUGCCCACAGCAGCGCCCAUCCCAGCACAACGCAAAACACCAGCCGAAUUCAGUGACUAUAGCAGUGAAGUGGAGGAGCGCUUCCGCUCUGUCUCGCGAACUCAAGAAUCCGACUCAGAUAUCAAGGGCUAUCGCGUUGUUUUUCCACCAACACCAACACCAAAGUCUCACCUGACUAAUGGGCAUAAAUCGCCCGUUGUUGUAAUAACACCAUCACCAAUGGAAUUUGAGCCAACACCACCUGCGGUGAGCACCUAUCCACGUCAGAAAUUUGAGCCGAUCCAGAAGGAAAUACGGCACGAAUUUAAGACAGAAUCGCAGGAACAUAAACAACACUUUCAGCAACAAAAGGCACACCAACAACAGCAAUACCAACAACAAACGGUGUAUAAACCAAAACCGGUGGCUGCCAAAUUCAUUGCCGCCACUCAACAGCAACAGGAACGGCAGCAGCACCAACCACCAACACCACGCACCCAACCAGCACUCUACUACAACGCCAUCGCCGGCACACCACUCCAUAUGGCUAAAAUGGCCACCGAAACGAAAAAUGUCAUGCAUAUGAAAGAGUCAUCCGAGACUUGCCAGCGCGUAGUUAAUAUGCAGCAGACAAAGCGUGUCAUACACUUUGAUAGCCAAAAAGAACAGCAAGAGCGUCAAGUAAGCACACCACUCGAGCCGUUCCCAUACAGCGUGUCACCAAAUCGCUUCACACCGACACGACAGACACGUGCACCACCACCAGCCACACCGACGAAAUUCGUGCCAGGCGAGUUUCGAGAGAGCGACUACGAUAGUGAAAUAGAAAAUGCAAAGAUACACCCACUUUGGACGCCGCAGGGUGAAUAUGGUCCACUCCGUUUCCGACAUGUGGAACCUCCACAGACGGGACGCGCCUGUAGCGUGCCACGCUCCUACGAACGUGUGCUCUCGCCAAUGGAGUUUGAUCGUGGUCCAGAAAUGCCCAAAAAGAUACAAAUCGAUUCAAAUGAAUUACGUAAGCAGCGCGGUAGCAGCCUCAGUGCUGGUACUACAACCAGCAAUCAAAACACACAAUCCUUGAAUCGUCACACAUCUAUGCAGAGUAGCAGCAGUAGCAGCUAUCAACAGCGUUACCAGACAUUGCAGCCUGAUCACACUGUUGCUGAGAAACGCUUUCCGCGUGACGAUAUGAACUUGAAAGUUGGCUCGCCACCCAAGUACGGCUACAUACAAUCGCACAUCGAGCAGCAGGGCAAGCAGAUGAGCUCGAGUUUCUUGCAAAAAUCGCAUCAAUUUAUUCACGAUAUCAGCAGCGAUCUACAGCAAAAGACCGGCAAGUCAACAAAGUUGUACAAUGGCGUUGCUGAACCGAAGAUUAUUACGCACUCCUUCCGCCCCGGUUUCCAGCGUGCACCCAGCGAGGGCGAUAACAAACCGCAAGCCUAUCGCGAUGAGUCGCGCGUCUCGCAAUAUGGUACGAAAUGCGUGGAUCCCAAUACUGGUCUAAUUUACUUCAAAUACGAUUUUGGUUAUGAGUUCGGUAUACUCUUUCCUGGAGAAGGUCACAAAUUUGUAAGCAGCCAAUGGAAUAGCUCAUCGUCGACACUACCACCGCGUCCCUCAUCCGCGACUCCCACUCGUCAGAUACAAGCUGGUGCGGGUAGAAAAUCACCAUAUCCUCUAAAUUUUCCCAAUGGCGGUGAUCUCGUUAUACCGGUGCAACAUGAACGUGCCACUACACCCACAUCAACACGUACGAGCACACCGACACAGCCACCGUCGCGCCUUAGUGUGCCUUAUGCGCGACCACCAUCACAGAGUGGCUAUCAUUCUGAUACUGCAACAAGUCGUCGUAGCCCCGGGCCGGGAAUGUAUGCCGGCACAAGUGGGAUGCAUCGACUUAAGAAACGCUAUAGUCUACCCAAUACACAGGUUAUCGAUAUAAAUAUCGAUCGUCUACAUGACAAUGAUCAUCUGACACGUCUCCCGUUGAUAAGUUCAGUAUCAGAUCUACCAUCGGAUGUACCAGUGAAUGCACAUCUGAAUCGCGACGACUAUCCGAAGAGACCGCCACAAUUCAUAACACCAUUGAAAGAAUACGCGGUUAUGGUGGGUCAGUGUGCACGCUUCGAAUGCAUCGUCCAAUCGCAUCCGCCAUCGAAUGUAACAUGGAGCCGCAAUAGCAUCGAAAUGCAGAACAGUCCUAAACAUGUUAUUGAAUAUCGUAACGGUGUCUGUCGUUUGACCAUACCACAAGCUUACCCUGAUGAUGCCGGUGUUUACGCCUGCACCGCGACGAAUCCCUUAGGCACAGUCACCACUUCCGGGCAACUGCUCGUGCAAACCAAACGUUUAUGAAUGCGUUUUUGUGACAAGAAAUGAGGAAUUUUUAACCUAAAAUAAGCGCUAAUUGGGAUGUAUAAAAUCUAUGAUUAAUGCGGAAUAUGUGAAAAUUUCCAGAUUUUUAAUAUGUCUCUAGAAGUUAAUGACAAAAUGUUUUAGUGUACUCGUUGUGCUUCAAUUUUAUGUUCAUUGCGCGUACGCACAUAAUUACAUACAUACAUGCAUACAAACAUACACAUAUGGAAUUCACGAAAAUAUGUACAUAAGUAUGCAUGUAUGUAUGCCAGUGAAAACUCCACAAAUACAUUUUGCUUUUACCGUCUUCACGCGUUAAUUGGCGUAUUUCGAUUACUCGGACUGAGUUUACUUGCAAAAUAUUUAAAUACUCUAUUAUUCAUUCAUAUGAGCAAAGAAGCUAUCACACAGCUAUUAAGCCGAAUUUAAAAUUUGUUCUUUAUGUGCCGAACUUGUCAUUAUUUAUGCUUAUAUAACAAUAGUAUUACAUGUGUUUUUAUGAUUAUUAUUAUUAUUAUUUCAAUAAAUUAUUCGUGAAAAUUUCU